Agrilus planipennis (emerald ash borer) is the source of this 1085-nucleotide messenger RNA. Its product is annotated as period circadian protein-like. The record is from RefSeq and is a predicted model, not a curated record. NCBI's taxonomy places the organism in Eukaryota, Metazoa, Arthropoda, Insecta, Coleoptera, Buprestidae. The coding region runs from base 611 to 1054 and encodes 147 amino acids. The transcript is spliced from 3 exons. Gene Ontology annotation, biological process: negative regulation of transcription by RNA polymerase II; circadian regulation of gene expression; entrainment of circadian clock by photoperiod. Gene Ontology annotation, cellular component: cytoplasm; nucleus. Gene Ontology annotation, molecular function: transcription corepressor binding; transcription cis-regulatory region binding.
ACUGCUAUUAUAUUUAAUAUUGUUGAAAAUAUUAGGCAUGAAAACACGCGUUUUGCGUUUGUUAAGACUUUCCUCCGCCCACUUCGAUAAUUACUUCAAGUCCUAGGGACUGUAAGCUUCAUUUUAAUUUAUAAGGUCGGUUCUACACUACGCGUAUUUCGGUUACGUAUUUUUGGCAAGACGACAACAUAUUGUUUUGAAUUGCAAUGUUCACAUAUGCAUGCUGCUUAAUCUACGUCUGGUAGUAAUCGGCCCUUGUAAAAGAGUUACUGUUUGAUUGUAUUUUCAUUGUUAACUGCUAAUUUCAUUAUUCUGGAUAAGAAAUUGUAAACGAAGAUGGAAUUAGUAGAUAUCGGAGAACAUUUUUGGAAACGCAAUAGUGCGUUGUUAAGGAAACCAGCAUAUUUCGAGCAUUUUUUAUUAUCAAAUUUCAGAGACGACGCCGGCAGAAAACAUAACGGACUGGAAUAAUGGCAUCCCCGUAAAUCACCAACCCCAGGAGCCGCCGAAUGCCCAAGAAAUAACGAACGUUUGUUCCGAUGACUCUCUUGAUUCGUUCGGCAAAAGCAAUUGUAACGAUUUAGAGGAAGGUUUUUGUUGCGUAAUUUCCAUGUACGACGGCGUAGUCCUGUACACGACGCCGAGUCUCACGAAUUUAUUAGGAUUCCCGAAGGACAUGUGGUUGGGUCGUUCUUUCAUCGAUUUCGUUCAUCCCAAAGAUAGAGAGACAUUUUCCGCUCAGGUUACUACGGGUAUUACAAUUCCACUGACUGAUUCCGCUGGAAAAAAUAUGAAAAACUCGUUCUACGUCUUUUUGAGGAAAUACAAAGGUCUCAAAACGACCGGUUUCGGGGUGGUUGAGAAAACUGUCUCCUAUCAGGCCUUCCAACUGACAGCCACAUUUAGGCAUAUCAACGAUUCGCAGGAAACGAAACAUUCGAGCAGUAUUGGCGGAAUAUUUCUUAUCAUUGUUGCCGUUCCGGUAACGUCGUCGUUCAAAGGUAAUACUAUAAAGCACCGAUUGAAAAUAAAAACUUUUUUGAAUAAUAUAUAACAUUUAACCCUCUCCACCUCAUUUUUGGCAU